This is a messenger RNA of Trichoderma asperellum CBS 433.97, 411 nucleotides long. RefSeq lists its product as uncharacterized. Gene Ontology annotation, molecular function: dynein intermediate chain binding. Gene Ontology annotation, biological process: microtubule-based movement. Lineage: Eukaryota; Fungi; Ascomycota; Sordariomycetes; Hypocreales; Hypocreaceae. The record is from RefSeq and is a predicted model, not a curated record. Gene Ontology annotation, cellular component: cytoplasmic dynein complex; cytoplasm.
AUGUCAGAAAACCCUACGGCAAACGGGCACGACGCCCUCGAGGAGAAACUUGGUCGCCUAGUUAGGAAACCUGGCGUCAAGGCAAGCAUGGUCUUGGACAGAGCAAGCGGCGCAAUCCUCAAGACAAGCGGCCAGAUCGACGCGCUCCAGACGGCGAAAGCGCGAAACGCGUCGACGGCCGCCUCCUUUUCCAACGAUGCGCCCGCAGCGGAGGAAGGCGAGUCGCAAGGCAUCGAGGAGUUUGCGGAGAUGAUCUGGAAUUUCGUGAACAGCUCCGGACAGCUGGUGCAAGAUGUGGACGGAGAGGAUGAAUUAAAGCUGCUCCGAUUGCGAACGAAACGGCAGGAGAUUGUCAUAGUGCCCGACCAAAAGUACCUGCUCAUAGUUAUCCACGAUACUCAACCGGCUUGA